AUGGGAACAUGCAGCAGGACAGGUGGGACUCCCCAGGGACCAGUGCUGGGGCCCGACAACCUGUGCCUCGAGCUCCAGAGACACCAGCAGAGCCUCACCAUGAGACACCAGCACAGCGUCACCAUGAGACACCAGCAGAGCCUCACCAUGAGACACCAGCACAGCCUCACCAUGAGACACCAGCACAGCCGCACCAUGAGACACCAGCACAGCGUCACCAUGAGACACCAGCAGAGCCUCACCAUGAGACACCAGCACAGCCUCACCAUGAGACACCAGCACAGCCGCACCAUGAGACACCAGCACAGCCUCACCAUGAGACACCAGCAGAGCCUCACCAUGAGACAAAAGCACGGUUUCACCAUGAGACACCAGUACAGCCUCACCAUGAGACACCAGCACAGCCUCACCAUGAGACACCAGCAGAGCCUCACCAUGAGACACCAGCACAGCCUCACCAUGAGACACCAGCACAGCCUCACCAUGAGACACCAGCACAGCCUCACCAUGAGACACCAGCACGGAUUCACCAUGAGACACCAGCAGAGCCUCAUCAUGAGACACCAGCAGAGCCUCACCAUCCUCACCAUGAGACACCAGCACAGCCUCACCAUGAGACACCAGCACAGCCUCACCAUGAGACACCAGCACAGCCUCACCAUGAGACACCAGCACAGCCUCACCAUGAGACACCAGCAGAGCCUCACCAUCUGA
Knipowitschia caucasica is the source of this 714-nucleotide messenger RNA. The record is from the annotation of a GenBank genome assembly. Lineage: Eukaryota; Metazoa; Chordata; Actinopteri; Gobiiformes; Gobiidae.